Fusarium keratoplasticum is the source of this 1512-nucleotide messenger RNA. Its product is annotated as Aldedh domain-containing protein. The transcript has 3 exons. NCBI's taxonomy places the organism in Eukaryota, Fungi, Ascomycota, Sordariomycetes, Hypocreales, Nectriaceae. Bases 1 to 1512 code for a protein of 503 amino acids. Gene Ontology annotation, molecular function: succinate-semialdehyde dehydrogenase (NAD+) activity. The record is from RefSeq and is a predicted model, not a curated record.
AUGAACUGUAUCAAGCAUUGUCGGGCAGACUUCGCUCGGAGCGUCCAAACUCGGUCGCAGAGAGGCUAUCACAAUAUCUCGACAAAGCACACAGUUCCCCUCGUCAUCAACGGCAAAGAUAUCAAGUCUUCCAAGUCGUUCCCCGUCAUUAGUCCACUGACGGGGAAAGAAGUUUGGUCCAUGUCAUGUGCAACCAGAGAUCAGGUCAACGAUGCAGUUGAAAAGGCGCACGAUGCUUUUACGAAGUGGUCCAAGACCAAGGCUUCGGCUCGGCGCGAUAUCUUCCUUGCGGCUGCCGAUGUCAUGAAUAAACGACGAAAGGAGCUCGGGGAGUACAUGCACCACGAGAUUGGGGCUAAUCAAGACUACCAAGACUUUAUCCUGGGACUCUCUAUUGAUGGCCUCAAGGAUACAGCUGGUAGGGUUGCUGGGGCAGUUCAGGGAGCUGUUCCGGAUUCCAACCACGAGGGAAUGAGGGCUCUGGUCUACAAGAGGCCAUACGGAGUUAACCUGGGGAUUGCACCAUGGAACGCACCAUAUCAUCUGGGCCUUCGAUCCGUCACUUUCGCGCUGGCAACGGGAAACACAGCCAUUCUGAAGGGAGCAGAGUUCUCGCCCCGGUGUUACUGGGCCAUUGCAGACGUCUUCCGUGAGGCAGGCCUACCAGAUGGCUGUCUGAAUCUCAUUUUCCACUCCCCCGAGAACGCGUCGGACACCAUCAACAGCCUUAUAACUCACCCGCAUGUCAAGAAGAUAAACUUUACCGGAAGCACUAGAGUCGGCAGCAUCAUCGCUGAAACGGCGGGCAAGCACCUGAAGCCCGUGCUGAUGGAGCUCGGGGGGAAAGCUAGUGCCAUCGUGCUCGAGGACGCCGAUCUUGAGAAAGCCAGCUUGCAUUGCGCUCGAGGGGCAUUCAUGAAUGCCGGCCAAAUAUGCAUGUCCACUGAACGAAUCCUGGUGCAGGACUCCAUCGCACCCGAGUUCCAGAGAAUUCUCGGUCAGACAAUUCGAAAGCUUUUCGGCUCUGCGCAAGACACACCAGUCCUUGUCACGGCAGGAUCUGCCCAGCGCAACCGUGACUUGGUUGCGGAUGCCGUCUCUAAGGGUGCUAAGUCAGUACCUCUAUUCGACGAUAGCCAUACAGAUCAGGUUGAGACACGGAUGAGACCUGUCCUUCUGAACAACGUCAAACCCAACAUGCAGCUCUAUUCAGGCGAAUCAUUCGGGCCCAGCGUUUCUCUCUUCACUUUCAAGUCCCUCGAAGACGCUGUGACCCUGGCAAACGACACAGAAUAUGGCUUAUCUGCGGCUGUCUUCACAAACGAUCUGAGCAAGGGCUUCCGGAUCGCCGACGAGCUUGAAUCAGGAGCGGUGCACAUUAACUCCAUGACCGUACAUGACGAGCAUCCAUUGCCGCAUGGUGGUGUCAAGAAGAGCGGCUUUGGACGUUUCAAUGGCUACCAAGGGCUAGGCGAGUUCUUGUAUUACAAGACGGUAACUUGGAUGGACUAG